AGCCCGGCAUGCACCGCGGCACUGCUGUCGAAUCACAGCACGUAAAAAACCGGGAGCGGAAGUGUCUGUUUGUUGUCAUCGACUAGCAGCAUGUGCUAAACCACCUGCACGUAGUCUGCUUUAGAGAUGACGGCCCAGGAGGUACGUCUGUGUGGUCUUCUGCUGCAGGAGCAUUUUGGAGAGGUCGUGGAGAAAGUGGGAAGAAAUCUGCUCAAAAGUGGAACGCAAAACUUAAGAGCCAUCGUGCAUGAAACCGGCUUGUCAGUGGAUCUGGUAAAGAAGUCUGUGUGUGUUCUUCUGCAACAUGGAGCCUGUUCAUUCAUCCAAGGUCGGAAAGGACCGGGGAGCCCCACAGAAUAUCGAGCUCACUGCGACCGGAUGCUGAGAAUCCUGCGCUACCCGCGUUACAUUUACACAGCCAAAACGCUGUACGGCGACACGGGUGAGAUCAUCAUAGAGGAGCUGCUGCAGAGAGGUCACAUGACGAUGAGCAGCACAGUGAAGACGGUGGCAGACCGUUUAACUCAGAAUAUGGAGGAGGGGUCAAGCAUGGAUUAUGGUGAAGUGUCCACCACCUUUUCCAAACUGGUAGAGACUCAUUUUCUUCAGCGCUGUCCUCCAGCAGCAGGAGCGACAGGUGGAAGUCAGACUGCUGCUUUGACUCCUGCCGCUCCCGUCAGCAGCGCCGCGCCCACGCCGGAAAGCUUCCCCGACUGCUACACGGUUCCUCAGGUGAAACUCAUAGGCCGGGGCAAACGCCCGCUCGCCAGCGAGGAAGGAGAGGAUCAAAGAAAUGCAAAACGAGCAAAAAUGGACCCAGAGACUCACGGGGAUGAGGGGAUUUACUGGCAGGUGAACUUUGAGCGCUUCCACCAGUAUUUCAGGGAUCAGACAAUCAUCAGCGCUGUCGCCAACAAACUAGAUCAGACCAGCAGUGAAAUAGUGAGGACCAUGUUGAGGAUGAGUGAGGUCACGACCUCUUCUACAGCACCGUGCACAAAACCCCUCUCAGCCAAUGAGAUCUUCAGGUCCCUCCCUGCUACUUACAACAUCCCCCGCCACAUUUUGGACCAGUACCUUACCCUGCUGGUGGAUGACCCUAUGGAGUUUGUGGGGAAGGCUGGGGAGAGCGGAGGAGGAAUGUUUAUUGUCAAUCUGAACCGAGCUUUGGCUAACCUGGCACGCGCCACGCUGGAAUCCAUCGUACAGGAGAGGUUCGGCUCCAGAUCAGCGCGUAUUUUCCGUCUGUUGCUACGGAAACGUCAUCUGGAGCAAAAGCAAGUGGAGGAUUUUGCCAUGAUUCCAGCUAAAGAGGCUAAAGACAUGCUGUACACCCUGCUGUCACAGAACCUGGUCCAGCUUCAGGAAAUCCCCAAAACGCCAGACUUCGCUCCCUCUCGGACCUUCUAUCUUUACACCGUUAACCAGCUCCCCACUGCGAAAUUGCUGCUGCAGAACUGUUAUAAGACGGUGGCCAACCUUAUGGAGCGGCGGCUGUUUGAGGCCAAAGAAAGCAAGCGGCUUCUGGAGAAAUCGCAGCGAAUUGAAGCCAUUCUGGCGUCACUGCAGGCCAGCGGGGCCGAACCCGAACAGCUAACGGAGGUGGAAGAGAUGAUCACCGCUCCUGAAAGGCAACAACUGGACAGCUUAAGACUUCACGUGAACAAAUUAGAUUCAGCAGAGAAUCAAGUGGAUGAAACGAUCUUUCUUCUGGAGUCUUACAUAAGUUCUGCAACAAAAUCUACAAGUUGAGUCAGAUUUGGAAGAAUGACUAAUACCAAUUGUUUUUCUUAAAAAGCCUUUUUUGAGUUUGUUUUUUAGUGAUCUUUCUGGUCACAACAGUUUUAGACUCUACUGCAAAUUAUGUUUUGUUUGAAGUGGAUUUUUAUUCUGUAUAGUUAAUAAACACACAACAGAAGAAACAUUUUUCCAAAUGUUUUUUUUUAUUCCCAUCAUGAAACAAAAAGCUGUAAAACCUAGUGAACAUUUGAAAUAUAAAACCAUGAACAAGUCUGCAAGUUAAAUAAAAGAAGUGUGGUUUAAUACAUUUAA
Molecule: messenger RNA, 2052 nt
Organism: Oryzias melastigma (Indian medaka)
Lineage: Eukaryota; Metazoa; Chordata; Actinopteri; Beloniformes; Adrianichthyidae
Gene: polr3c
Product: polymerase (RNA) III (DNA directed) polypeptide C
Exons: 13
Coding region: 127-1752 (541 amino acids)
Biological process (GO): DNA-templated transcription
Cellular component (GO): RNA polymerase III complex
Molecular function (GO): single-stranded DNA binding
Source: RefSeq, a predicted model, not a curated record